AUGUUAUAAUAAAAUAACACAAGUUUUCAAGUCAAUACUAAGAAAAUCUAUUAUUUUUUAUUAGCCUUCCCAUUAUUCUUAGUGGGAUUUUUGAUUUGUUGCAUCUACUAUAUACCUGGAGUUUAAUUAAUGUUUUUGUCAUUAUUUGAUUAAGUAAGUAUGAUAAUUUAUCUAGUGUAAAUAAAUCAAUUUUCUGAGUGGAAUAAAUCUACUAAUUUUGGGAGUAGCAAUGAUAUUAUUAAUGAUGCCAUUUGCUCUAUUUGAAUUUGCGAUUGCGUACACCUGUACAGAUUAUCUAACCCCCAUUUUAAUCGUAACAGCAGCAAAAAUGAUAGGUGAAUAUGCUAGCUUUUUCAUUGGAAAGGAGCUAUCCUUUUUUCUCAAAGAAUUGUUAAAAGAAUUCAAAUUUUUUAAUGCAAUUUAAAAGUUAACUCAACGUAAGCCUUAUAAAACGUAAUUUUUAAUGAGAAUGUCUGGUAUUACACCCUAACUUAUUAUGAAUUAUGGAAUGGGAGUUUUAAGUACUGUGAGUUUUAAAUCGUUUGUUAUUGUUCAAUCAAUAGUUGGGUUUCCCAGCACUGUAUUAGCUGUAUUUAUUGGAAAACAAUUCCACAAGAUUAAAGGUAUUUGAAUAGUAUUGAUUUUCAGAUAUUUUCGAUUCCAAUAGAUCAAUUAACAAUCAAAGUGUUUUGUAUGUUGAAUUUGGAAUAAUAAUGUUCGCAGGACUUAGCAUCGCUUUGCUUGUAUAUUAUGUUGUAAGAGAAUAUACAAAAGUCUUAAGGGAAGAGGUUUUAGUUGAUAAAAAUGAAAAACUAGAUAAAGAAUUAGAAUAAGAUAUUUCUAAUGAUUUGGAAAAAACAUGGGAAGAUAUUGAGUUAUAAAGUGCAAUUUGA
This is a messenger RNA of Paramecium pentaurelia, 893 nucleotides long. The record is from the annotation of a GenBank genome assembly. Lineage: Eukaryota; Ciliophora; Oligohymenophorea; Peniculida; Parameciidae.